CGUCUCUCCAGGCAGCGGUGCUGCCGGGCGCGCGCCGCUCCCACGAGGCUCUGGUUGCUAUGGUGAUCGUUCGUGCAGGCGGUGUCUGCUACAGCUUCCGCUGCGAAGCCCGCCCAGACCUCUCCCCGGACGUCCAGGAAUCGUCAGAGCCCGCGGAGCCCGCGCGCCGCGCGUUGCCUAGGUGAUCGCCGCGGCCAGCGCCGCCAGAGCCGGCAGUGCCGCGCGGGAAGCCUCCGCAGCCGCCGCGGAUUGAAAGACGUGACCUCUGGCCCAUGUUCCUGACAGAGAAGGAGGCUUGGAUAUGGUUUUUAAAAUGCUGCAAAGUUAGGCCGACACUUGCGGUGGUACACGCCCAAUGCCUGCCUGCAGCUCAGAGAGCAUUUUCACGGUCAGGUCAGCACCGUCUGCCAGAGCAGGAACACAGGGACUGCCGGGUCCAAGGGCAGCUUUCGCCCCUCAUCCUGAGUUGCCCACAGUCUGCUCAGGGAGCCAACAGGGCUCACAGUCAUCACACAGGCUCAAACUCUCCAAGGUGGUGGUCGUCGGCGAUCUCUACGUGGGCAAGACCAGCCUCAUCCACAGGUUUUGCAAGAAUGUUUUUGACCGUGACUACAAGGCUACCAUUGGCGUAGACUUUGAAAUCGAGCGCUUUGAGAUUGCCGGGAUUCCCUACAGCCUCCAGAUCUGGGACACAGCAGGGCAGGAGAAGUUCAAAUGCAUCGCCUCCGCCUACUACCGGGGUGCCCAGGUGAUCGUCACAGCCUUUGACCUCACUGACGUGCAGACUCUGGAACACACCAGGCAGUGGCUGGAGGACGCACUGCGGGAGAACGAGCCGGGCUCCUGCUUUGUGUUCCUCGUGGGGACCAAGAAGGACCUUCUGGGGCUGCAUGCGAGCAGGUGGAAGUGGAGGCCGUGCACCUGGCCAAUGAGAUGCAGGCUGAGUACUGGUCGGUGUCCGCCAAGACAGCGACCAGCCCACAAGAGGUGCUCAGAAGCAGUUGAUUGGAAGAGUAGUAGAUACUGGGAAACCAGGCCCAAAGAUACGAAGGAGCUGCUGAGCAGGUGGCUGAGGCCUGCACUGCCCCUGCCCUGGCCCCACAUCUGCUGGGUCCCACCCACGUGCAGCUGCGGAUGUGGGCAGAGGCAGACAGGGUCACGGCUGUCUCGUGGGCCCACAGGGGAGAACGUGAAGGCAUUCUUCAGCCGCGUAGCCGCCCUCGCGUUCGAGCAGUCGGUGCUGCAGGACCUGGCGAGGAGGAGCAGCACCUGGCUCCAGGUCGGCGACGGAGACCUCAUCCAAAUAGACGGAAGUCCACCUGAGACCCAGAAGAGCAGGCGGUCCUCCGGCCUGGGUUGCUGUUAGCUGGGGCCUCAGAGCUCCCACUCCCAACACACACAUGGACGGUGCUGUCCAAGGCUGUGCUGUCCAAGGCUGUGGAGCAGCGCCAUGGAGCCCGAGCUCUGCCAUGUGCUGCUCACCCGCCGUGCUGACCCCAGCUCUCAGCCACUUCUCUUUAGCCAGAGGAGCCAGGAAAGGCCUCCACUACCUGCCUGGGGGCCCCACACUGCCCGGCUGCUGCGCGCACUGUGGUGAUCAUUCAGAAGGCCAACGCAUCUACAGAGUCACUAGGCAGUCCCCCCUGGUCAUAAGGGGCCUCGGGAUUGCAGACAGGGGACCUCUGGGCCCCCACGGCCCAUAUCCUUGCCCUCGGUACACAUCCGCAGCCCACUCAGGUGCUCUCCCAGCUCGCCUGCGCAGGCCUUACCAAAGCCAGCUGGAGGGAAAACCCACCUGCCAUCCCCACUCAGGACUUCUCGGUUAUUAAUACAACUUGCAGUUCUGGGCCUCAGGGCCCCAGGCUUCGCCAUUCCCUGCUCUGCCCCAGACUUGUGGGAUCUAUGGGCCGCCUGCCUCCCUGGAGGAGGAUAGAUGAGCAGGUCUCUGGGGCCCUUUCUGGCUGAGGGGCUGUCUCUGGCUCUUCUGAGACCCCUGGAGUCCUGCCCUCCUGGUCAGUGGAUGAGAGGAUGGGCAGAACAGGCCUCUUGCCCCACUCUGGCCCACUGUGGACGAUGAAUUUCCCCAGCCGUGCCACAAAAAGACGGCUACCCAGCUAGCCCUGGGGUAACUCACUGCUACAACCCUCGUGCAUGGCACUGCCCUCCUUCGCCCCCGGUAGCAGUCACCCAGACUGCUGGGCUGGUGCCUGCCAUUGCCCUCGCCACCCCUCACCCACCAAGAAAGCCUGUACAAGAAGGUAUGGGGAACAGCAAAUGCCAGGUAUGUGCCUCCCAGGGCCUUUGUGAUGGCGUCUACCUGUUUUGGGAGGACAUCAGAGACCCACUAGAGUCUGGUGAGCUCCCCUUCUGCACACCCAGAGCAGGCAGGAGCAGUCCAGGCCUCCCUCCCCCGCUCCUGCCCCAAGUGCCCCUCUCUGUGCCCUCUUAUUGCUUCUCCAUGGAGGGCUGUUAACUACCCCCUCCCACCCCAUACUCCACAGCCCUGGGCAUGCGCCCUCUCAUCCCUGCCACCUCAUGCCACAGGCAUGUGGGCAUACCCUACCUGCUUCUCCUGGAUGGUGAGCGUUUUGUGGGCAGCAGUUCUGACUAAUGCCUUCUCCCAGCACCCUGAACAGUGCCUGGCACACUGCAGGCGCCCAGUGAGUUCUCAUGGGCUGGCAGCUGUCACCAAAUAUCAGCUGGGGAAGAACACUGGCAUCUUUUUUGCUCAUCCCCCUUCACCAUGUUGUAGCACCCUUACAGACAUAAAAUACUUCUAUGUAAAUCACUCUUAAAGGAAUUACAUACAUGCUCAUUGUAAAACAAAGGAAGACAGUACACAGCUCUGUAUACGCAGUCAAAGUCCCGCUCCAGUCUCUGGAAGUAAGUGUUGUUGGGGGCUGGGAGGAAUCCUUCCAGACUGUUCCCGGGCAGCACCACCAUGUUUGUUGGCUUGCUUGUUGUUUAACCAGAAUGACCUCUCGCCCCACAGGCUGCCUGGCAGCCUGCAUUCUUGAUGACCUGCUGGGCCCUCUCUGCACAUAAAGCCUGCUUGUUCCUUUAGCACCUGCCACUUUCCCUUUGUGGAUGGACGGGGGUCCACUUACCUUGCCCCGCAUAUGGGACAUCUGGUUUGUGUCCCACUUUGAGCUUGUACAGAAGGUGCCGUGGCCAUCCUUGCAGUCAGAGCGUUGCGUACUCCAGAUCCCCAGAGACCUUGCAGGCCUUCCUGUGGACUGCAGCCCCGGCUUGGUCGACUAGACACAGUCUCAGGAGUCGGGCUGUGCUGAGGGUGCCUUAGGACCGGGUUUGCGGCACACAGCAGAGAGUGGCCCAGGGUGAGCGAGGCCGGCUCUCCACAGCUCCCUGCCCUCGCCCCUUCAGGCCCCAGAACUGGGGGCAGUAAUGGUGCCCAGCGGUUACUAGCUCCUAAGCUACAACCACACGGGCUCCUACAUGCAUCCUGAGUCGAUGGCCCUUCAUUAAACUACUUGUGUUGUC
This is a messenger RNA of Manis javanica (Malayan pangolin), 3501 nucleotides long. NCBI's taxonomy places the organism in Eukaryota, Metazoa, Chordata, Mammalia, Pholidota, Manidae. The record is from RefSeq and is a predicted model, not a curated record.